AACUACAGGGAUAAUACCGUAUACCGUUCGGCGUUCACUUGAGCAAUACGUUAACCUCAGUCUCCGCGACGCUGGCAAUCGCUGCACGCGUUCGAAAUUCGAAUAAGAAAAAAAGUAAUUGUCAAUUUUGGCGCUAUUGUUACCCGCGCAACUACAACACAAGAUGAGAUCACUGAUCGCAAUCUGCGCAGUCGCAUUCCUCUGUGGUGCGCUGGCGAAGAACAGGCGAGAAGACAAUAAGGUGAAGAUCGCCGUGUACUACGAAUCACUCUGCCCUGAUAGUAAGCAGUUCAUCACCAGCCAACUGGCGCCAGUGUGGCGGGAGCUGCGUGGGGCUGUCAAGGUCAAACUGGUCCCCUAUGGAAAGAGUACGCACGACAAGGUGAAUGGCAAGUGGCAGUUUAUCUGUCAUCACGGAAAUGACGAGUGUUAUGGCAACAAGGUCCAAGCUUGCAUCUUGAAAGACAAGCACCUCGCAGACACAGACAAGAUGGAGCUAGUGAUCUGCCUGAUGGGGCAGGCCAACCCUGACAAGUCUCUGGACACGUGCUUGGAACAAGUGAAACGCUCGGCGGAAUCCGACAAGCUGAAGAAGUGCGCAAGCGGCGAGCAGGGCGACAUCCUGCUGGCCUCCUACGGGGACAAGUCGGACACUCUGCAACGGCCCUUGUCUUUUGUGCCCACUGUGGUUAUAAAUGAGAAAUUCGAUCAAGCUGUCCAAGAUGAAGCUAUUAAAGACUUGAAAGCAGUGGUGUGCCGUGUCGCAACCAACAAGCCAGCUUCUUGCUGAAAUAAAUAAAUAUUCGACAUAAAAUUUAACUAACCUCAAAAUAUUAUUAAAAAUCACGACUCAUUAUUUGAACAGAAAGUUUACAUCGUAAAAACUUAUAGAAAUAAAAUGUUAAUAAUAAUUAAAUUAAUCUAAUUGUCAGUCGUUUUCAUUAUCUGUGUUUUAUUUUUAUGGAAAACCAUCUUUAUAUAUUGUGACAUAUGCAGACAUUUUGACAGUGACAUUGGUUAGGGUUUCUAAUGUAGCUAAAUAUUUAUAUGAUUUUAUAGUUGUCCCUAAAUACCUUGUAUGGAUUCACGAAAAUAUUUUUAUAAAAUUUAAUUUACUACAUAACAUUGUUAUAUAAAACCACCGUAAGAAAAGGAUCAAGUGACACAAUAUUUUGUUCGCAUUUAAUUU
Molecule: messenger RNA, 1189 nt
Organism: Zerene cesonia (dogface butterfly)
Lineage: Eukaryota; Metazoa; Arthropoda; Insecta; Lepidoptera; Pieridae
Product: gamma-interferon-inducible lysosomal thiol reductase-like
Exons: 7
Coding region: 164-790 (208 amino acids)
Molecular function (GO): oxidoreductase activity, acting on a sulfur group of donors, disulfide as acceptor
Source: RefSeq, a predicted model, not a curated record